AUGCGAGCUGCAGGCCAGAAGGCGCGCCCUUUGCUGGCGCUGUGGCUGCUGCUGCUGCUGGUCGGGAAACCGGGGUACUCCGCGAGCCCCUCUUCUCCUUCGGCUCCGCCACGCUUCAAUGUGACCCUGGACACGGCCCCGGAGUUGCGUUGGCUGCCGGUGUUGCGGCACUACGACCCGGGCUUCCUGCGCGCCGCGGUGAUGCGAAUCAUCGAGGAGCACGUCCCCGAGUGGGUCCACGUGUUGAUUGGAAAGAUUUUAGGGGAACUGACGGGCUUUCUGCCGCAGCCCUUCAUCGACGAGAUCCGUGGCAUGUGUGAUGUCCUGAACCUCAGCUUGUCGGACUGCAUCCUGGUCAACUUGGCCUACGAGUUCUCUGCAUUCUGCACCAGUAUUGUGGCUCAAGAUUCCAAAGGCCACAUUUUCCAUGGCCGGAAUCUGGAUUAUGCUUAUGGAGAUAUUUUACGCAACUUAACCGUGGAUGUGCAGUUCAUCAAGAAUGGACAGAUUGCAUACACAGGAACCACUUUUCUUGGCUAUGUAGGACUGUGGACCGGUCAGAGUCCACACAAGUUUACAGUUUCUGGCGAUGAACGAGACAAAGGCUGGUGGUGGGAGAAUAUGAUGGCAGGCCUUUUACAGAGACACUCUCCGAUCAGCUGGCUUAUCCGCUCUACCUUGAGCGAGUCGGAAAGCUUUAACGCAGCUGUUAUCAAAUUGGCCAAGACUCCCCUUAUUGCUGAUGUUUAUUACAUUGUUGGUGGCAUAUCACCCCGGGAGGGUGUGGUCAUCACAAGGAACAGAAAUGGCCCAGCGGACAUUUGGCCACUAGAUCCUUUAAAUGGACAGUGGUUCCGAGUUGAGACGAAUUAUGACCACUGGAAACCUGUGCCUAAGGAAGAUGACCGAAGAACGCCUGCCAUCAAAGCCCUUAAUGCCACCGGUCAGGCAAACCUCAGUCUGGAGACACUGUUCCAGGUUUUAUCAGUAAAACCAGUUUAUAACAAUGCCACAAUUUAUACUACAGUAAUGAGUGCUGCCUACCCAGACAAGUACAUGACUAGGAUCAGGAAAUCAGGUUUAAAGUAA
Chrysochloris asiatica (Cape golden mole) is the source of this 1089-nucleotide messenger RNA. It is a transcript of the gene NAAA, whose product is annotated as N-acylethanolamine acid amidase. The transcript has 10 exons. Gene Ontology annotation, cellular component: lysosome. The record is from RefSeq and is a predicted model, not a curated record. Gene Ontology annotation, biological process: fatty acid metabolic process. Lineage: Eukaryota; Metazoa; Chordata; Mammalia; Afrosoricida; Chrysochloridae. Gene Ontology annotation, molecular function: fatty acid amide hydrolase activity. Bases 1 to 1089 code for a protein of 362 amino acids.